Pundamilia nyererei is the source of this 1239-nucleotide messenger RNA. RefSeq lists its product as uncharacterized. NCBI's taxonomy places the organism in Eukaryota, Metazoa, Chordata, Actinopteri, Cichliformes, Cichlidae. Bases 90 to 872 code for a protein of 260 amino acids. The transcript has 2 exons. The record is from RefSeq and is a predicted model, not a curated record.
UCCAGCCUCACUCUGACGCAUUCGCAUAUCUGGUCCUCAGCAGCAUUUUGGGGACUGAUGAAGAUGCUCGAGACUCUUCUUCAGCAGUGAUGGCUGCUUUCAGCCCCCCUGCCCCUUUCCUCUGUGUGCUGCUGUGUGUUUCGGUGGCUCUGCAGCGAUCUGACUUGCACCUGGCUUAUGUAACCCACAACAGCUUUUUGUACUACUCCUGCAGCCAGGACCCACAACCCUGCAGCAUCUCAUCGCUUACAGAUUGCGUAUGCAAGGACAUCCAGCUCUCCACACUGCACCGCCUGCAGUCGCACUUGUCUCCUGUUUUCCAGAUGAGACGCUUAACCGUUUGGUUCACGUCACCGUCAAAUGCAGCACGUCUGCUCAACAACUCAGAGGUGAGGCACCUCACACUGAUCUAUUGCGGAUCCAGUGGGAUGCCUCCUUUUAAUCCGGAGGGAUAUUUUGCCGUGCACCACCUGGAGAGGCUGACGGUGGUCAACCUGCCACAGAAGCCAUUUUAUCCCUAUCCAGAUUUGAACAGAGCCAAGACUGGAGACCCAGACAGAGAAAACAAUGCUGACUUAGACACAAAUAGGUACAACACAGAAAUAGACACAAAUCUGGACUUAAGGAGAGAUUAUUUAAGUCUGUCUCCAGCACAGGUCCAAGACAUCUUCCUGGGCAGGGAGCUCGGAGCAGAGUAUUAUGAACAAGCCAGACUGGGAAUCAUCCACAAAUCAGUGCUGGAGGGGGGAGCAGUGGUUAAAGCAUACACAGUAAAGACACACAUAGACAGCAGUGGUGCGCUGCCUUUCCCUGAACUCCACCUGCCGAAAUUGCCAGAGACAUCUGUCAUAUAUGUCACUUUUGUCUACUGAUAAAAAAAAUAGUUUAAUCUCUUUUAAAAGCAGGAUUUCAGUCAUUUGAAUUAGUGGUGAAAAUGUCCACGUUUCUUGGAAACUGAAUGCAUUUGAAAGAGUUUACAUUUGUUUUUGCAUUCUUGUCCUGGGAAAAAGUUUUGGUUCACUAACUUUAAUCACAUCAGGCGGCCCAAGAGUUUGCACAGUUGUUUAAUUGUGUGUUAAAAUAGGCCAAUCACAGAGUUUUGCUGUUUCUAUGUUUAUGCUGAAGGCAACGGUUAGAAAGUACAAUCUGUUUCCUUCCUGUGUUAGCCAGCCGACCAAUAUUUACUCUUUUGUUUCCUAUGCAGUGCUGUGAAAAAAUAUUUGCCCCUUCCCGAUUUCU